CUCUCUCUGUGGAGGACUGUGAGAGUGGGUGCGCGUUUCAGCGAAAAGCUGUGCGGAGCAACAGUGAUGGCGCUUUCCUGGUCUGAUGACUACAGAAACUACAGUGGCUUCCGCUCGUCCGGUGGAUACAACAGGUUCAAUAAUCACCACUCUUCAGCUUUUAGGAAAGUGGACCUCCACUGUCAGACCAACAACAACAAGCACCACACCAGUGAAAUCUCAGUGAAGCAGCUGAUUGUGAGACGAGGCCAGCCGUUCAACAUAACCCUUAAAAUGGCAAAACCUUUCAACCCUGACUCUGAUCAGCUCAUCAUGAAAGCUGAGACAGGAAAAUAUCCAUCUGAGAAGCAAGGGACCAUGUCUCUGUUUGGUGUUCCAGACAAAGUGGAACGUUCAUUUUCUGCUAAGGCGGUCUGGAAGGCAGAGUUUCAGAAAAACAGCGUUCCUGAACCAACAAUCUUGGCUCUCACUAUAACUCCUCCUGCUGACACUCCUAUAGGGGAGUACAAGCUAUCUGUACGACUUAGGGCUGAAGAAAAGGAGUUAGCAAAACUUUCGGUGCUCUUCAACCCUUGGUGUUCUGAGGACUGGGUGUUUCUGCCUAACAAGGAAGAGAGAGAAGAGUAUGUUAUGAACGAACAUGGAAUAAUCUAUACCGGAGCUGAUCACUACAUCUCAGAACUUUUAUGGGAUUUUGGACAGUUUGAAGAGGACAUGGUGCAAAUAUGUCUGAAGAUACUUGACCUCAACGUCAAACACAAGCGGGACCCAGCAGAUGACGUUUCUGCACGCUGUAAUCCCAUCUAUGUCAGCCGUGUGAUUAGCAAUAUGAUUAACAGUAACACCAGUAAUGGCGUCCUACAGGGAAAUUGGUCAAACAAUUAUAGUUCCGGUUUCCCGCCAACUCACUGGAGUGGCAGCUAUGCCAUCCUCAAACAGUGGUAUGGCUCCUCCUGCAGCAUGGUCAAGUACGGACAGUGUUGGGUGUUUGCCGGCGUCAUGUGUUCAGUGAUGCGCCUGCUGGGAAUCCCCUGCCGCGUGGUCACCAACUUCGAGUCUGCACAUGACACCAACCAGAACUUAACCGUAGACAACUACUAUGAUGAUAAUGGAGUUAGAGAGAAAACGUCCAGUGACAGCAUCUGGAACUUCCAUGUCUGGGUAGAGGGUUGGAUGAGGCGACCAGAUCUUGCAAAAAGUGGCAAAUAUGAUGGCUGGCAGGCUCUAGAUGCAACUCCACAGGAAAAGAGUGAAGGUAUGUACUGCUGUGGCCCAGCUCCAGUCAAAGCCAUCCUGAGCGGAGACACUCACCUCAAAUAUGAUGUACCGUUUGUCUUUGCUGAAGUCAAUGCUGACUGUGUUAACUGGAAGAUCAAAAGAGAUGGAUCUAAGAUAAAGAUGUCAUCUGACAGCAAGACCGUUGGGCAGCACAUCUCCACAAAGCGUCCGGGGUCAAACCAGAGGCUGGACAUCACAGAUACCUACAAACACAGAGAAGGAACAGAGCAGGAAAGGAAUGUCUUCAGAUAUGCCCUGGACAGACUGGCGAAUGGAUCGAGAGGGGGGCAUUUUAAUGGGGUCACACACACCCCGCAUAGAAAUGAGGCACCACAACUGACCGUUCAGUUUGAACAGGAGUCCACACCUGUGAAUGGUCAGGAUGUGAACUUGAAGCUGGUGCUGAACAGCGACGACAGCGCUGCCAGGAAGCUGUCUAUCAACAUUAGUGUCCAGGCCAUGAGGUACACUGGCAGACCAGUAGCAAACAUCCAGAAUCAGGUUAUUGAGAAGAAACUUCUCCCUGGAAGAGACUUGAUCGUCCCAAUCCACGUCCCAUACUCGACCUACAAUAAACACAUGGUACACUGUAAGAGCAUGAAUAUUACAGCCAUGAUCACUGAACUGCAUAAUGAAGAUCACAUCUACCUGGCAACUGAACACAUGGUGUUGAAGGACCCCCCGAUCACCAUCACCGUUUCUGACAAAGCCAGAGUGAAGAAUUCAAUGCCUGCCAGAGUGGCCUUCACAAAUCCAGUCAGCAAGAUACUGAGACACUGCACUCUGACUCUCUCUGGAAGAGGCUUGUUUUAUGGGGAGAAAACAUUCAAACUUCCAGAUCUGAUGCCAAACAAGAGAUUACUUGUCAAAUUGAACAUCGUUCCCUACAAGAGCGGAGAAAAGACUUUACUGGUCGACUUUGACUGUGACUCCUUCAGAGACAUCAAGACCAGCUGCAUUGUUCAUGUCAAACCUUAAACUCUUCUGAUGUACUUUUGCUCUUAAUGCAUUUAAUGCAAACACUGCUACAUUCAAAUCUGCUGAAGGCUUCACAGAUUUUAUUUUAGAAAUCUGGGGAUGUAGUUAAGGGGUGGUAUGGACAGAGGAUUGUUUUUGGAUGUUCUUAAGCUUAUCAGGAUGUAUCCUACGCUCUUUCUUUCGCAAGUUUCUUGAACCUUGUCCUGCUUUGAGGAAAACCAGUGCAGCCAAUGUCUUGUUUUAGGGACUUUAGACCUCUGGUUUGGGGAUGCCUCUGGAUCUUAAGGCUAUUCCUGUGGAGAUGGAUCUUUUGAUUUCCCCCAUUGAGCCGUUACCCUUCGAACCAUCAUCAUUUUUUUUGAGGCAGAUGAUAAAUAAAUGGACCCCGCCCCCCAUUCCCCAACAUUUUAAAGGUUCACUAACGGUUUGUGGAAAAAACAGUUUAAUUCCACAAACAUGUAAGGUGUUGUCAUCAAAACCAUCAUUGUGCAUCCUUAUUGUUUUCUAAAUAUCAUAUUUCUGUCUUGUCAUGAAAGUCUAAAAAAUAAGUCAUAAAACAGAAAUCUGCUUCAGA
Fundulus heteroclitus (mummichog) is the source of this 2830-nucleotide messenger RNA. Its product is annotated as protein-glutamine gamma-glutamyltransferase E. Gene Ontology annotation, biological process: peptide cross-linking. Lineage: Eukaryota; Metazoa; Chordata; Actinopteri; Cyprinodontiformes; Fundulidae. Bases 67 to 2256 code for a protein of 729 amino acids. The record is from RefSeq and is a predicted model, not a curated record. The transcript has 16 exons. Gene Ontology annotation, molecular function: protein-glutamine gamma-glutamyltransferase activity.